This is a messenger RNA of Zeugodacus cucurbitae (melon fly), 2809 nucleotides long. RefSeq lists its product as uncharacterized. The transcript is spliced from 6 exons. The record is from RefSeq and is a predicted model, not a curated record. Lineage: Eukaryota; Metazoa; Arthropoda; Insecta; Diptera; Tephritidae. Gene Ontology annotation, molecular function: monocarboxylic acid transmembrane transporter activity. Gene Ontology annotation, biological process: monocarboxylic acid transport; transmembrane transport. The coding region runs from base 608 to 2491 and encodes 627 amino acids.
AGUUGGUGGUGGUCAAUGAAAUAGCGUGAUUUUCACGAACCAGUGAUUUUGCUAGUGAUUUUAAGGCAAAUUUGCAUACUCGUCUCGUAAUUUUUUUCUAAACUGUAAAUAUUGUAACAGUAAUUAGUGAAUGAUCUUGCGCGCGUGUGUCAAAGCGGUCAAAGUGCGUGCAUACAUACAUACAUACAUACAAAAAAAGGCAACUGCGCUUGUGUGGUUGUGUUAAACACUCAUACGCCCACAAAUACAAUCGUAAUACUUUAGUAGUAAUUCUCUCGCCAUCACUAUCGGCUGCUGGUUGAUUAACUAAAUUCAUAUUGUAUAUUUGCAAUUUAAUUAAAUUUUUUAUUGGAGAAUUCAGUUGCAGUCCGAUCGCUGUUGUGUGUUGAUCGCGUUUUUUUGGUGCGCAGCAUUUUGAGCGCGUGUGUUGCUAAUUUAUUUGACCGUGGUUCGUGACAGUUAAUAUUUGCGCAUAUGUACAUACAUAAAUAACUUCCGUUCGCUGACGUGAUUAACGUAAUUAAAAAGAGUUUGUUUUACAAUUAGAAAACAAAACAAGUAAACAGACUAUAAUUAAAAAAAUUAAGGCACACAAACACAUACAAAUAUGGCUAUCGAAAAAGCUACACUCACUGAGAAGAACAACGUAGCAGUUUACAAUGCGACCACAGCGCCGAAGAAACCCAAGCGGCGUGAUAAGUCUGACUUGGGUCCGGAUUUUGUGGCGCCCGAUGGCGGUUGGGGUUGGGUGGUUUGCGUCGCAGCUGGUCUGAGUAAUUUCUCACUUUUCCCGCCGCUGCAACAGUUUGGUUUGAUCUACAGACAGCGUAUGGCCGAUUUGGGCUUCACAGCAAAAGAAACAACAACAAUUAUUAAUGUUGUAAUGAGUCUUUCAUCCGUAGUGGGAAUUGUCAAUGGUGCCAUGUUUCGUCGCUUCACAUUCCGUCAAGUGGCCAUUACCGGUAAUAUUUUAGCAUUUAUGGGUAUUUUACUAACUGCUUGGGCCACAACAUUUUGGCAAUAUAUAUUGUGUCUGUCGAUGCUUUAUGGUUGCGGUUUAGGUCUCAGCAUGGCUGCCGUAUCGUUAGCGGUGAAUACAUACUUUAAAAAUCGUCGUCGACGCGCUACCGGCUUUACCUGGACCAUCACCGGUUUGGGACCCAUCAUCUUUCCACAUGUUUCAACGAUUUUGUUAGUGCUCUAUGGCGCACAGGGUACAAUACUGAUCUUCGCUGCGGUUACGCUUAAUGCCUUUAUCUGUGCCUUGACAUUGCAACCAGUUUUAUGGCAUACGAAGAAACCCAAGGCAGUCACCGAUGAAACGGCAAAUGACGCUGAAAAACCACUGGCACCCGUAAACGAAGAGGACGAAUAUAAAUGCAAAUAUUGUCAAUAUAAGGCACAACCGAAGCGUAGCAUCUUCGCGUCGCAAUAUCUCUUUAAUGAGGAUGAUUUGGAAACACCCGGCUAUGAGAUCACCGAACCCGGCACACCGAUGAUGGCACGCGCCAACGACGGUUGGUUCGGCUCGAAGCUGUCGCUCGCAGCGGAGAUGAGUCCAACACGCCUGCGUCGUAAGGUUAUGCGACAAGCUUCGAUCAAAGCGCAUGCUAUAGCCGAUGCAGAUCAGAACGACGACUCACGCUUGAAUAAACCGAAUUACUUUAAUCGCAUGCACGAAGAUUACGAACGUUAUACGAGCAAGACUAGCGUCUAUUCGAAAUCGGAAGAGUUUCACUGCACAUGCGCCGAGGAGAAGGCGCUAAUGCAAAAGAUUUCCGAUGAGGAAUUGAAACGUGAGCAGGAGCGUCUAAAGGCCGAAGAGGAGGCCGAAGAGUUGGCUAAAAGUAAAAUGACUUUCGCACAGAAAGUGGUGAAAUUUUUCGAUUUGGAUUUAAUGCGCGACUUCACCUUUGUAAAUUUGGUCUUGGGCAUGACCAUUAUGAUGUUUGCCGAAAUGAAUUUCUCCGUGCUGACACCCUUUAUAUUGAAUGAAUACGGUUUCAAUAACAAACAGAUUUCCCUGGCCAUGUCUGCGCUGGGCGGCAUGGAUAUUUGUGUGCGCUUCUUGGCGCCGUUCGCACUCGAAAAGGUCAAGCUAGAUAAUCGUGUAUUGUUCGCUUUCGGCAUUAUUGCCAUCGCCAUUGGACGCAUGUUUGUCGCCUUGUCCAGUUCGUAUUAUGUUGUAUUGACAUUUUUCCUACUCAUCGGUUUUGGUAAAGCUUUCCGCACCAUCUUCUCGCCGCUCAUCAUACCGUCGUAUGUGCCAUUGAAGCGUUUGCCGGCUGCGUCUGGUUUGCAACUGGUUUUCAAUACCAUAUUCUCCUUGGCCGCAGGCCCUGUACUAGGCACAAUUACGGACGCAACCAGUUACACAAUCACCAUUCACGUGCUCAAUGUGUUAACUGCUGUGGCUUUAUUACUUUGGACCAUUGAGUCGGUGGUGCGACGCAUGUUGGGCAAGAAGGGCAAAAUUGCAAUGGAAGGUUAAAGGUUCUGGUUUCAAAAUUUUACACAACUUUGUAGACGUGGUUGUUGCUUUUUUUGUUAUAAUUUUUGUUUUUAUUUUUGAAAGGAUGCUGAGUCAAUGCCCAGUAAAUUUUUAUGCUUAAGUUCCACAUUAGGUUGUUUGUACAAUAAGCAAAGUGCCUAUACUUAAGCAUGUGAUUGUUUGUGUGUGUAUGUGUGAAUUCAGUUUAAUAUUUGGUGUAUGUACUUGUAAUCCACAACUGCUUUAGGUGUGGAGAUAUUGCUUUCAGAUAUAUAUUUUUUUAGUGCUACUACUCAAGCCCUACUUAAACACACACAU